Messenger RNA from Lachancea mirantina, 1803 nucleotides. Lineage: Eukaryota; Fungi; Ascomycota; Saccharomycetes; Saccharomycetales; Saccharomycetaceae. The record is from the annotation of a GenBank genome assembly.
AUGCUUAUAAGCUUUAAAGUACUCCACACAAUUGCAUUGAAGAUCCCUCCCUUUAAAGCAGCUUGUAGACCGAGAUUUUUUUGCAGAUUGAAGCCCAUUCCGACAUCUUUUCGAUUCGUAAGUGAAGCGAUGAGUGUCGAACAGCGAUCCGAUUCGAAGCGCGGCGGCGUUGAUGAAGAGCCCCAGAGAAAACCUAUCAAAAUUGCGAAAAAGACAAAGCUGAAGAAAUACAAGGCUAAAAAAGUUGAUCCUACCGCUCCCUUAGGUGUUUUGCAGGGUGAGAUUGAUGAACUAUUAUUGGAAUUCGAUAAAACUCGUGAACAAGUAACCAACGAUGUAACUGCGAUUCUGAAUGAUACACACAGUCAAACUGGGCCUAUUGCUAGCCUGUAUCAUCGGCUUGUGCCUGACGUGAAGGUUAUCAAACUCACAGCAAGCGGUGACGCACUUGCGUUUAUUCAAAAUCCUGUCGAGACUGACAAAAACCAGGUGGCUUUAAUACCUUUUGCGUUUCCGGGAGACGUUGUUGACAUUAAAGUGUUCAAAACCCAUCCUCACUAUGUUGAGUGUGAUUUGCUCGAGAUUAAGGAACCAUCGAAAUCCAGAAACAACGAAUUGAUCAGAUGUCAGUAUUUUGGGAAAUGUUCAGGAUGUCAAUUCCAACCUUUUUCUUACGAAGAACAGUUGCAAAUUAAAAGAGCUACGGUCGAAAACGCGUACAAGUAUUUCGCUCCUAAUUUGAUGCAAGAGGGCUUGAUUCCUGUAGUAGGGAACACAGUGGGGUCGCCCUUGACUUAUGGAUACAGAACUAAACUGACACCGCAUUUCGAUAUACCCAGAAAGUUGGAUAAAUUGAACAAAAGACCUCCUUUGGGUUUCGGUCAAAAGGGGAGACCAACGUGGAGAAACACGAAUGCCGGCGGCGAUGCUAGUAUACUUGACGUCGAAGAAUGUGUUAUUGGAACUUCUAUCAUUAAUCAGGGCAUGAAAAAUGAGAGGGCUGAAUUCGACAAAACGUAUAAAGAUUUCAAGAGAGGAGCUACAAUCCUAUUGAGAGAGCAUACCAAAAUUUUGGACGAAAACGAAAGUGUCGAAUCUCAGCUGGACAAGGGAUCUCUGAAUCCAGAAAACGGGGCCGUGUCGUACCAGGUUUCUGACGGCGCGGCAGGCACGAAAUUACUCAAGACAUGUGUUACAGACUCCAGGCAAGUUGUCACCGAAAACAUUGACGGCUACACUUUCAACUUCUCCGCGGGAGAAUUCUUCCAAAACAAUAAUAGCAUUCUUCCGCUCGUCACGAGCUAUGUCCGGGACAAUUUACAAAUCCCCACCUCAGCCACAACCGAACCGCACUACCUAGUUGAUGCUUAUUGUGGAUCCGGUCUCUUCAGCAUAACUGCAUCUAAGGGUGUGGACAAGGUUAUUGGCGUUGAGGUCUCUGCUGACAGCGUCCGCUUCGCAGAGAAAAAUGCUCUUGCAAACGGCGUGAAAAACUGUACUUUCGUGGUUGGCAAGGCAGAGAAGAUUUUCGCCUCGAUUGAUACUCCCUCAGACAGAACCUCUGUUAUUUUAGAUCCUCCCAGAAAGGGCUGUGAUGAAGUAUUUUUGAAGCAAUUGGCAGAUUACUAUCCUGCUCGCAUUGUCUAUGUUUCUUGCAACGUACACUCUCAGGCUCGCGAUGUGGCGUUUUUCCUGAAGAACACGACUCGCGGCAAAGAUUACAAGAUUGAAAGUCUCCGCGGAUUCGACUUUUUCCCACAAACGCACCACGUUGAGGGCGUGUGUGUUUUGUCAAGGUACUGA